This is a messenger RNA of Myripristis murdjan (pinecone soldierfish), 1213 nucleotides long. RefSeq names its product prepronociceptin b (gene pnocb). NCBI's taxonomy places the organism in Eukaryota, Metazoa, Chordata, Actinopteri, Holocentriformes, Holocentridae. The record is from RefSeq and is a predicted model, not a curated record. Gene Ontology annotation, cellular component: dendrite; neuronal cell body; plasma membrane. The transcript is spliced from 3 exons. Gene Ontology annotation, molecular function: opioid receptor binding. Gene Ontology annotation, biological process: sensory perception; chemical synaptic transmission; neuropeptide signaling pathway. Bases 217 to 1008 code for a protein of 263 amino acids.
CCCCUUGCCUACGGAUACGAGCUGAGCCACCAAACUCUCCUGUACACACAGAGGAAGGACUCUGAGAGAAUAUCUUUACGUCACCGACGCAGGUUGGACCCAGAUCUUUGGCUUUCUCUCUGUACAACCCAGAUCCUGCAGCUGUCUCCUCGUCUCGUCUGCCUGCCUGGCUCUUGGUCGUGUGCCUCUUACCUGCCUGUCUGGGUGUGCUGAGCUAUGAAGACUCCACUCUGGUGCCUGGUGGUGCUGCUGGCAUGUCUCUUCACCCCUGUACGUGGCGACUGUCAGGGGGAGUGUGUAGCCUGUGGUCUACUCCUGCAGCAGCAGCAAUUGCAGCAAGCCUUUAACACCAUGGUGUGUCUGCUGGAGUGUGAGGGUCAUGUGACCUCCUCCCUCACCUGGGAGGUGUGCAAACGUGCCGUCAAGCUUUCACAAUAUCCUUCACUUCCUGAGGGAGGUGCUCUAUCCAAGAGAACAGGGGAGCAACUGGAGCUGACCUCUUUCGACCUGGACUCUGAUGGCGCUCUGCUGCUGUCUGCCGCAGCGGAGCGAUUCCAGGACGGGGAUCAGAGUGAGGGAUCUUUCAAGCAACGCAGUGCCCAGUAUGACUCAUCACUGCUGGGAUCCGAUGAGGCGGGGGAGGGCCUGCAGGGUCUGGAUCUCAGUCUGGAGGACGAAGAGAAGAAGGUGAGAGAUGAGAGAGAUGCACUUAGGGACAGCCAGCCAGAGGGGGACGAGGAUGAGGACUCGGAGGCCACCAGGCUAUCCAAGCGCUUUGGUGGCUUCCUGAGGGGUCGCCAUGGAUACAGGAAGCUGAUUGGCUCACCGGCAAGGCCCCUGCAAAAGCGCUAUGGUGGCUUCAUAGGCAUCCGGAAAUCAGCCCGCAAGUGGAACAGUCAGAAACGGGUCAAUCAGCUGCUGAGGCAGUACCUGGGCAUGAGGAGCAGUCGCAGUGGGAGGCUCAACAGUGUCCCUGCCACCAGCGUUUGGAGGCAAAACCAACUGUAAUGUAUUUCUGUAGUGAAACCCAAAACCGUCCUUCUGUGCUGGGUUGCUCUCACAGAAUCCUGCCCCAGUUACCUCAGCCAAUCAUGUUUUCAACAGUUCGCUCAUGUUUGAACUGUGACGUUGCCAUCGUCAUACAGAGAACACAGUAUGCCAUCUUGCUGCACCUCUCUUUGUGUCUAUAAGUAACAAGGAAUGUUUUGACCGU